Bactrocera oleae (olive fruit fly) is the source of this 7370-nucleotide messenger RNA. It is a transcript of the gene beat-IIIb, whose product is annotated as beaten path IIIb. NCBI's taxonomy places the organism in Eukaryota, Metazoa, Arthropoda, Insecta, Diptera, Tephritidae. Gene Ontology annotation, biological process: motor neuron axon guidance. The record is from RefSeq and is a predicted model, not a curated record.
AGUUCAUUACAGCUGUCAGUCCUGUGUGGUUAAGUUUACGGUUUACACGAAGUAACGGUAUAAACUAAGCAAACGCGAAUACGAUAAAUGUCAACGAGGACAUUUAAAUAUAAGACAGAGGCGAAUAAAGGGUACCGUUUACGACUGCGGAGCGAAGUGUAAUAAUUUUAUUACAUUUAACUUUCGCUGGGAUGAUUUAGCGGUCGCUUGAUGUAAACACAUAAAUCUUCAUUCAAAGAAGCAAGUAAACGCGGAUAAAAGUAAAACUCAAAAGUUGCAGUCAUGUGAAAUUUAUCUUAUGUACGUUUGUGGCAUCUGAAAUUACCUUUGUACAAAUGUGCAUGUGUUGUUUAAAGGAGUGCAAAAGUAUGCAAUUGGUGAUUAUAAGUAAAUAGUACUUACUUACCUGCAACAAUAAGUUGGCCAGUGUGGGCUUAUUCACUUAGCUUAGUUAGAAAAGUGCCGGCCCCGACAGAUUUAAACGUAUAAAUUAUGAAUGAAAAUAGUGAAGGCAAAAAUAACAAAAACAACGCUCGUAAAGCUAAGUGCGUGACAACAAAUAAUUUGUUAUUGCUUUGUAGUAAUGGCGGCGGCGGCUCCGGCUAAGCCAACUCCAACGGAGAUAGCGUUGACGUUAACGCUGACGGUCGUUCCAAUUGCGGUUGAUGCGCGUACGUCGUGCUCGUUGGCAUUGUUGAUGGCGUCUGUGCCGGCAGCGAUAGCGGUUUAAUACCGCACAACUAACACUCAUUUCACGCAGUUAGUUUGCUAGCCAGUCAGUUAGCUAGCUAACUCGUCUAACUGUCCCAGCUUACUAUCGAAGUGCCUGCGUAUGCGGUUAUCGUGCGCUCGUUUAUGAAUUGUUGCUUCGAAUUGCAGAUUGUUGUCGCUUUGCGUUCGCGGCUGUGUUUGUGCGCGUGUGUACGUGUUUAGUUAACAACAAGUGCGUGCCACGAGUUUAGUACUUACCAUUUACGUACGUGGGUUGGCACGAUUUUAUGCUGUGAGUAGCACACGGAAACGGCUUAUUGAGCGGUGUUGCUGUGCGCCAUUACGUCUAUGCGCGUGUGUGAUGUGCGGCAGCAAUUAGUUCAAAGGAUUCAGCAUUAAAUUUAAAAUUAUUCCAACUACUUCGUAAGUUUUUCGAAAUAAACUACGCAUAUCUAAGCUAAUGCAUAUGUUAAUCACAGCAAUCAUUAUGAAUAGGAAAUGAAGGAAACACUUUUGCAAAAUAAAAAAUAAAUGAGUUAGAAACAAUUGCAAAGGUCUUCAGGCAGCAAAACUAUUUACUAAAGCAAUUGCUCCUCUGUUGUUAAAAUACUUGUAUAUAUCUACAUAUCCAUUAACUAUGUUUGUUAACAUGUACAUUCAUAUAUAUAUAUAUACAUAUAUGGGUGUGUAAUUGGAAAAAUGUAAUGCAGAACCAAAAUAAAGGCCAGUACGAACGGAAACUGUGUUAAAACGAAAAUAGACGAAUCGUCAACACACAGAAGAAAAUCUGUUUUAGCCCGAUUUUCAACCGAAUAAUAAAACAAAGGCAAACGCGCCUUGAAAAGAAAAAAAAACAGUUUUUUUUAAUUGUUUGCUUGCAAAACAGAUUUUUGCAUUCGUUUAAUCCAGAGCUCAGCAACACUCAUGGCGAAAGUAAGAGCAUUCAGCAUAGCGGAUACUGUUGUUCGACGCAGCAACGCUAGCACCGGAAGGUCCUUCUGCGCUGUAUCGACUAUCUCGCUCAAAUGGAUUUUCCUAUGUUCCUGCUUCACGGUGUUCGAUAGCGUCCACUGUUUGUCCAUGACGGAAGUGCGUAUACCGAAACACAUCAUGCGGCACGAGGACGCGAUGUUGGGCUGCAAAUACGAUUUGGAUGGCGAAUCACUGUACUCGGUGAAGUGGUAUAAGGACGGUUUUGAAUUUUAUCGCUAUGUGCCGAGGGAUAUGCCGCCCGGACAAGUGUUUCCACUGCCGGGUGUUGAUGUCGAUCUGCUCAACUCAACGGAUAAUGUGGUAGUGUUGCGACGCGUUACUUUACAGUCAACAGGACGUUAUCGCUGUGAAGUUUCCGGUGAAGCCCCCUCCUUCCAAACAGUUUCGGGGCAUGAGGACAUGAUUGUUGUCGUUACACCAAAGCAUGGACCGCAAAUCACCGGUGGCCAGCCGCGCUACCAAAUUGAUGACAUUGUGCGCGUGAAUUGUACAUCGGCGCCGUCCAAACCGGUAUGUCAUCUCAGUUGGUUAAUUAAUGGUGUACAUGCGAACCGGACAUUCCUGCGGCCAUACGAUCCCAUAAUUGUCGGACGUGAGGGCUUGGAGGUGGCGCGACUGGGAUUGGAAUUCCGAGUGCGUAAAAAAUUCUUCAAACAUGGUGACAUGAAAUUGAAAUGUGUAGCAAAAAUAUCAUCGGUAUAUUGGCAGAGCAAUGAAGAGAGCGUGGCACAUGAGAAACACCAGAAGAUACCCGUACUAGAAUCGCGCGAAACCGUUGUGGCGAAGUCACGAUUGCGUGACAAAGCAUUAGAUGAUAAUCAACAUAAAGACGCCGGCACAUCAUCAGCAGCUACAUCAUCGGCGGCAGUGUUCUUGCCAUUAGCGGCACGUAGUUCGAUACUUUUGCAUAUCACACCCACACUGCUGCUGCUCGCGCUGCCCGACUUAGCAGCCAUGCUGCCACUGUUAAUAACAUUUCUGAGUCAAUAUUGGCAAUUUAAUAUUUAUGUGCGCCAACCAAGCUAUCGAUUGCCAGCAUGUCACGGCUGCAGCAGCUACUGGCGUUGGUCGCACAGCUUUCGAAUCGUUUGCAGAUGACAAUUAGCUGUGGCAUAUUAAAUAGGACCGCAAGCAAUGACAGUUGCAGUGGCAGUGGCAGUGGCAGCGACAGCAAGGAGACUGCUCGGUCAUCGUCAUUGAUUAGUAUAAAUUGUUGCAGAUUAAUAUAAUUUUUUUCGUUGUCAAUUAAUUGUUGAUAUGUUCGUCUCUAGUUGGGUAGAAUUAUUAGCACCGUAACCGCUUAAUAACUGUGUGAAUAUGGGAAAGAAUGAUGGCAAGGAAAGUGAGAUGAAGGAAAACAUUUGUGACUUUUAUUGACUUAGUUUUAAUAGAGAAAAAUAAUUAGUGGAGAAAGAGGAAAUGAAAUUAAAACCUAAUUAGCUGAACCUUGCCAAUUUAAAACAUAUAAUUUUGAAGAUGAAGCUUAGAAUGAUGGAAAGAUAUUUGGAAUAACUGAGGAGAGUUAAUUGAAAGGUCUCACUUUUCUACAUAGUCCUGAGAUCGUUGAAUAUUAAUUUAAAGCCCACAAAAAUUAGCAGAGUUUAAAGAUGUAAGUUUAAAAUCAAAAUUUUAAGAUAUUAAAAAAUAGUUCAAAAUUUUUUUUUAUUUAAAAUUCUUUUUUUAAGUUAUUUAUUCCACAUUUAAUAAUAAACUUUGCUUAAUAUUUUUUUUUAAAGUUCGAUUCAAUAAUUUUACCUUCCAGUAAGGUUUUUUUCCCAAUAUCAUAUAAAAUAUAGAAAGUGUUGCAAAUGUGCCAAGUUUUGCAGACAUUAUUUGACAUUUAUUUAUUUAUUCAAUUUAGAUAUAGUAUACAAAUAUAAUAUAAUAUAUAAAAAAGGAGAACACUGGCUGCCAGGGCCUACGGCUCAGUUAUGCGAAAUGGUAUUGUUAUUAUUAUUAUGUUAUAUUAUGGUGUUUGUCACGUGCACAAUUUAUUUAUUUUGAUUUAUGUAUAUUUUUUAUUAUAUUUUCUUGCUUAAGUCUAGUUCCUUGAAAAAUUAGUUUAUUCAUUCGAUGUUUGUUUUUGUGAUGAUUGUAAGUAAAUCUCUUUCCUGAAGAUUCUUUCUCGCCUGGAUUUUAGUUUUUUACAGUCGUGGAUUAGGUGAUCUGUGGAUAAUAAUCCUUUGCAGAAGGGACAUGGUUUUUUGGGAGUCAAGAGGUGUACGUGUGUCAAUUUACUUUAUCCCAUUAUUGUAGAGUGCUGCCUUGGGGUUGUUUUUGGGUAUGUUGCCCUUGUGCCCUUUGGAUUUAAUGUAACGUAUCGAUGGGAAAUAUUUAUUAGUGUUAUUAGUAAGAACUCUCUUAAUUUUUAGUACAAAUAUUCAUAAUCGCUUUUAAAAAAAUCUGAGUUAGUACAAGCAUACCAACGCUUAAAUCAGUUUCCCAUACACUUGUUAAAAGCCUCGGCUGGUAGGGCCCUUAAUGCCUUCAGCGCAUUCGCUGAUUUUUCAGUUUCGAAAACAGAAAAGAGCUAUAGAUACCCAAAUUUUCAAAUACAAUGGCUGAGCGAUGUCUCUCAUUUCGUAUUUGAUUAAAUAUCAUGCUAGAAUGUGACGGCGCAUUAUGGUGGGGAAAAACCCUGCAUUUUUGGCUCGUAAAUCCUGUCGUUUACGACCAAUUGCAUCAAAUUGAAUGUAGAGUACUCAGCUGCGAUGUCAAGCAUUUAUUUUGCGGCCUCUACUUUACUCAAAAGAUUCAGGGAUUAUGGUACGACUUAACAUUGACACGUCUUAUAUCCAAAACAUUAACCAAAGAUUUUGAUCCGAUCCCUAAGAGAUGUUAAAAUUAUCUUCUAUCUCUCUGGUGCCAGCACAACCAAGCACUGUUUCUUUAACUUUUUCGACGUUAUUGUUAUAAGCAAAGGUGGAUGGACGAUUCGCAUGAGACAAGUCUUAGAUGGCUUCACGAAUGCUAUGUGUCACUCAAAGACUUGUGUUCGUCAUAAAGUAGACACUCAAAAACACUUCUCCAACAUUUUCAAUUAUUUUAGCCGUAAUUCUAUUGGAAACACAAAAUUUUAGGCAAAUUCGUUGUUGAAUUUUUCCCAUGGUAAAAAUCGCGUCCUUUCGCGUCGUAACCAAAUAGCUGCUCAACAAUACUUAUUGACAUAUGGUGAUCAAACUUCACAUAAUCAUAAAAUAGGGUCAUAGCAAACCAAAAAAAAAAUUAUUAUCGAUUAUGUUUACGAAAUUCAAAUGGACCAUUCCGAGUCAAAUUUCAUCAGAUGACAUUUCUUCUUGUUUUAAUUAGUACUAUUAUUAUUUUUCCCAAAAUCUCGAUCAACUUCUGUAUAGAAUCUAGGCAACUUAAUGUAUAUAUGACAUAUCGGACAACUAAUGCAUAUUUCUAUAAAUAGUGCAAUUAUUAUAUGUACAUACACUUGAAUUACUUUAAAAGUACAAAAUUUUAUCAGUGUAAAGCAUGAAAAGCUAUUUAAGUUUAAGUGUUGAAAUAUAAAAGUUAUUGCUCCUUGGUGGUCUAAUGUAACUCAAAGCAAAAAAGACUAUGUCAUUUACUAAAACUAAGAGUAAUUUGUAAAAUGUAAAUAGAAAAAUUUAUUAUAAAACAAAAUGUAGUUUAAGUCAAUUUUGAGAAAAACAAUUAUAUAUAUAUGCGUAUGUAUAUGCAUUGCGUCUAAACGCGGCAGUAAUAAAUGUAUGUAAAUGUGAUUGUAGUGCUUUUUUUCGCCAUAGCGUAUUGGUGUAUCUUGAUUUAUUUAUGUUUAUUUAGUUAAAUAUAUUGGUAUAUUGUUAGGGGUUGGACUGAAAUACCACUUUGGUAUUAAUGACGCAACAAGUGGGUAGAUGAAUGUCCAUUCCAUUUUAAUUUUUACCUUUUCAAACACGUUUAACAAUAACAAGUAAGGAAAAGCUAAGUUCGGGUGUCACCGAACAUUUCAUACUCUUGCAGCUUGCCAGGAUAAAAGCCAGGGAAAUACAUUAAGGUGCACACGGUUUGUUAGAACAAAUAAAAUCAAUGAUAUGUGGUAUAUGAUAGUUUGGGUAACUUGUGAACCAAUUUCACAUAUUUUUUGCAUUUAACUAUAGUAUAUCCAAUAUUAUACUUCCAAUAAAUUUUGCUAAGGUAUCUAACUUAUUUGCUGAAAUUUACGAUAUAAAGUCAGCCAGUAGUUCAAAAAUCAUUCCAUUAAGUAUAUGGGGACUAAAUUCAUUAUUGACCCGAUACAACCCAUUUUUGACUUACAGGCAUAUAAUUAUCAGAAAAGGAUUCUCUUCGAAUUUCUAUAACAUAUCUCACAUAUUGACCGAUAUUUACGAUCAAAUGUUCGCAGUAGGAACUGGGGUCCACAUAUUCAAUAUAUGGGGGCUUAAGUAGUUUUAGUCCGAUUUAGACAAUUUUUAAUAAUUAGGUCGCCCAGUCAAAGGUUCUAUUCACGCAAAGUUUUAUCGCGAUACAUUUAUUGGUGCUUGAUUUGCAUACUGGAAAGUGAAAGAAUCAGAUGGAAUUUAAAUUGUGUUAUAUGGGAAGUAGGAGUGGUUGUAGUCAGACUUCGCCCAUUUUCGCAAUUUAACAUAGAAAUAUGAAAGGAAUGUUAUCCACUGAAUUUAGAUAUAGCAGAUCCCAAGAUAAGGGUUUUCACCUAAAACUGUCUAAUUUUGAACGCGGUUCCAAUAAAGUUAUCUCACACCAUCCCAGAGAUAAAAUUUAAUGUCUCUGGUAUGUAUAGUGCUUGAUAUAUCGCGCUUUUAUUAGAUUUUAACAGUACCGUUAUAUGGGGAGAUAUGCACAUUAAACCUAUUAUGAGGCGGGACCACGCCCACUUUUAAAAAGAUUUUAAUCUGCAGAUGCCCCUAACUAAUGUGAUCCUGUAUAACAAAUAACUCUUAUAUCUUAUUGUGGAGCUAAGUUAUGGCAAUUUAUUUGUUUAUGAAUAAUGGCGUUUUGUGAGCGUGGCAGUGAUCCGAUUACACCCAUCUGAAAUACCAACCGUCUUACGGUACCAAGAAACAUGUAUACCAAGUUUCAUAAAGAUAUCUCAAUUUUUACUCAAGUUACAUCUUGCACAGAGCGACGGACGGACGGACAUACAGUCACCUGGAUUUCAACUCGUCUCUUCAUCCUGAUCAUUUAUAUAUACAUUACCCUAUAUCUAACUCGAUUAGUUUUAGAUGAUACAAACAACCGAUAGGUAAACAAAAUUAUUAUACUCUAUAGCAACAGGUUGCGAGAGUAUAAAGACUAUUGCUAACAUAUAAUAGUUUAUCAAAACAUUUACCUUUUAUUAAUCAUUUACAAUUUUAUGAAGAAAAAAUUUUAUAUUUUCGCCUGAUUUUUCUUCAAUGACUAUUUAUUUAAAUAUGUCUAUGUAUGUAUUAACUGUAAAUAGGUACAUAUUAAAUUUUGCUAUAACUAAAUAAUAUCUACAUACAAACAUAUUCAUACAUAACGUUACAAUAUGUCCAGACAAGCAGCACCCUACUAGAUAUAAUUGAAACAUAUUUAUUAGUUCUAAUCUAGCAUAAUUUAAUUUAUUAAGGGACAUAUUGUAAGUAAAAUUAGACUAUAAUAGUUAAACUAAUAACAAUGUAAUGCGAAAAAUACAAAAGUUUACUUGGAAUCAAUAAAAUUUCAAAAUCUUAAACACU